AAAAAAGAAAGAAAAAGAAAACUUAAAUCUAAGAUUAAAAUAGGUUAAUGUAAAUAUUUAUCAUACUUUGACAAUAGCCAGUUUCUUUAAUACGUUUAGCUUGACAUGAAUUUUACAUACCCUUUGAUUCUUGAUGGUGGUUUCGCCACUCAGCUAGAAGAAAGCUUUCAAAAAGACUUGACAGGUACAUUGUGGUCUGCCAAAUGCAUUGAAGAUGAUCCCGAUGCAAUCAAAGCUGUUCAUCUCUUGUAUUAUGAAGCAGGAGCCCAUGUGGGUACUACGUGUAGCUACCAAGCAUCAAUCCAGGGAUUCUUAAACGAAGGUUAUUCAAAGGAGCACGCCAUCGAACUUAUGCGCAAAAGUAUCCGACUGGCCCGUGAAGCCCGCGAUCAAUUUAUAACUACUUAUCCCGACACCCAACCACGAUAUGUUGCUUUGUCGAUCGGGUGCUACGGUGCUGUACUUGCCAAUGGGUCAGAAUACACAGGGCAGUAUGGUCCUAUAACCAAAGAAGGACUUGUUGAAUUCCACAACCGUCGUCUGGAUGUAUUCAUGAAAGAGCCUGGGAUUGAUAUGAUCCUAUUCGAGACUAUUCCAUCAACUAUCGAAGUCGAAGCUAUUCGAACAAUUGUCAAAAGCCGAACUGAUCUCCCUCCUGUUGGUGUUAGUUUUGCCUGCAGGUCAGACGACCAGAUCUCUGAUGGCACUUUACUGACCACUUGUCUCGAUCAACUCGAUGGACUACCCAAUGUGUUUGCACUCGGAAUCAACUGCACCAAGCCUCGCUUCAUCUCUUCUCUUUUGUCCAUUGCCAAUCAGCAUACUUCCAAGACUGAUAAGGCUAUCUUGCUCUAUCCUGAUGCAGGCGCUGAAUGGGAUCCCAUAGGUCGUUGCUGGCACAGCGACAAGGUAACUCCAGAAGCAUUUGGAAAACAAAUGGCAGAAUUCACAAACCAAUAUGGUCCUAAAAUGGUUGUGGGCGGUUGCUGUGGAACUAGUCCAGCACACAUUCAAUCUUACCUAAAAGCUCUCUCACAAUAAAUGCAGGCCUUGAAACCAAGUACAUAAAAUU
Messenger RNA from Phycomyces blakesleeanus NRRL 1555(-), 1072 nucleotides. RefSeq lists its product as hypothetical. Gene Ontology annotation, molecular function: S-adenosylmethionine-homocysteine S-methyltransferase activity. The record is from RefSeq and is a predicted model, not a curated record. The coding region runs from base 106 to 1041 and encodes 311 amino acids. NCBI's taxonomy places the organism in Eukaryota, Fungi, Mucoromycota, Mucoromycetes, Mucorales, Phycomycetaceae. The transcript is spliced from 4 exons. Gene Ontology annotation, biological process: S-methylmethionine cycle.